Molecule: messenger RNA, 1740 nt
Organism: Nymphalis io (European peacock)
Lineage: Eukaryota; Metazoa; Arthropoda; Insecta; Lepidoptera; Nymphalidae
Product: cytochrome b5-like
Exons: 1
Coding region: 141-521 (126 amino acids)
Cellular component (GO): intracellular membrane-bounded organelle; membrane
Molecular function (GO): heme binding
Source: RefSeq, a predicted model, not a curated record
UCGAAGAGAGGCCAGCACCAGUAGUCUCGGCACGUGGAGUGUGAGCGUGGCACUGAGCGGCGCUCGGCAGUGGUGAUGGCCAGCGAGUCCAAUACGGCAAACCAGUCACGGUGAACGUAUCGAGGUGAGCGCAUGUUAGUAUGACGCAACUAUUUACGCGCAAGGAGAUCGAGGAGCGCAACCGCAAAGAUAAUGCGGCCAUCAUUAUUGAUAACGUGGUCUACGACGUAACGCAGUUUCUCGAGGACCACCCAGGCGGGGUGGAGGUGCUGCUUGACAACGCCGGCAAAGACGCUUCGCGAUGCUUCCGCGACGUCGGCCACAGCGAGGACGCCAAGCUCUGGCGCAGUGAGUUCAAGAUCGGCGAAGUGGUGAAGGAGGAGCAGUGGGAGAUCGUUUGCCAGGAAACAGAAACGACACAGGGACGAGACGAACUUACACUUGCAGGUCUCCUGAACGUGUGGUUACCGCCGCUUGCAUUAGCUGCUGUGGCCAUCAUCGGUUAUAUCUACUUAUUCUAAUAUAUAAACGAAAAAAAAACCAAUACUAAUUGGUUUAAGGUGUUGGGUGUUGACAAAAUGUUAGAAAGGUUUCAAUGGAAAUUUGCCGUCGUCGUGUAAGGCAAACAGGGUGAGCACACAAUCGCGCACCCUAUUAAUUAAAAUAAUAAAACAGUGUUGUUUGCAUGUACGUACAUAUGUUCUUAUUAUUCGUUUCUAUAAACGCAAGUCAUUCUCCGUCGUAGAAAAACAUGAUUUGGCAAUAAUGUUUUGAUGUCUUUAUCUAAUUUAACUAAUUAUGUACAAAACUUCCAUCAAUCAAUAUGAUGUUUAUAUGUAGAAAUUAUGUCAUUAUUAUAGAAUGUGGAUUUUAGCUUCGUAAUAAAGUACAUUUUUUUAUUUACAGUUAUUUAUGCAACUAUCUAUCGAUCUUCCAUCCCGAAUAAAAAGGCUUAUGGCACGAUAACCCUCAAAUAAACAAGCUCUAUUUCUUCAGUUCUAUAAAUAGUUUGUAUAUAUUAUUGUUUUGGUUACAAUGUCUUAUUGUUAAAGGAUAUUUACAAGUUAAUUAGACGGGUCAUAUAUGUUAUGUUUCUUAAGUUUAACUUUAAACAAAGAAUGUUAUGGAAUAGUUUUUAAUUGCCAUUAUUUAUAUAUUUGUGAACGUUUUAUAUGUAUUUGAAGAAUGCAUUAUUGUUACAGUCAAUUAUAUAAGAAGAAAUAAAAAUAAAUUUUCAUAAUGACAAAUUAAUUACCCGCGAAAUGAUAAUUAAAAAAGAAAUAAUUAUUAUCAUAAUAUUAUAUAAAAUAAAGUCAACAUAAUUUAUUGCCUAAUGUAAAACAUUAGUUUGACGAGUACCGGCAUACAAUAAAAGUCAGUUUUUUUUUAAAUAAUCUAUGUAUAUUUGGAAAAUAAUUAAAUUGAUAAGACUAAUUAUACUUUCAACUAACAUUACCUCGCAAUUUUUUCUAACAUGUGUUGUUCAUUAAAUGUUUUACUGAACAACAAAAAAAAUUGAUCCUAGUUUAUAAUGUUUGUAUAUAAGGUGUAACAGUAUGUACCUCUACAGGUACGUCGUCUUCGCUGACUUGCCAGGGUAUUUGGGACGAGUACGUAACUCGGUCACUUAUGAAACGUAAAUAAGCAAGGUCACUCGCAGUGCCGUCGUCUCUGCAUUAUAAUUUUAUUAUAAUUACAAUCCACUAACUUCAUACGAAUAAAUAUAACCCAUGAACCAAA